AUGAUCAACACGCUCGCCCUCGCCCUGUCAUCCCUGCUGGCCUUGCCAGUCAGUCUGGCUUGCCCUACCAAGCCUCACACCAACACUACUUGCCGUCCCGUCUCGGGAGACAAGACGAUCUCUUCUUUCCAGCUGUACCCCGAGAAUGCGGACUACGACACAAAGCGCUGCGUUGCGUAUCUAAGCGUUCUCUACAACUCCACCGUGGCCGUCUGGGACCCUUACACGAACUCCGUCGUCGACACCAUUGCCGUGCCGGGCCUGAGCUUCAACCCGACACUCCACUCCAGCGGCGUCCGCCGCGAUCCGCUGGACCGCCUCUCCAUCAUCAUCGACGCCGGCGCCGCCUUCGACACGGCCGGCCAGGACAUCUCGGGCGACAAUUUCCUCGUCAAGUACGACCUCGCCUCGCGUCAGGUCCUCUGGCAGCGCAACCUCACUGCCGUCACGGGCGGCGUGUACAGCGGCUUCCAGGACACUGCCCACGCUGCCGACGGCACCACCUUCGCCCUCGGCACUUUCCCCAGCAGCAUCAUCCGCGUCAGUGCCGACGGCGAGACCGCCGCCGCCUGGUACCUGCAGACGCCCCCUGACCACACGGUACACGGCCUCUCGGGGCUCGUCUCCUCGCCGGACGGCAAGUCGCUGCUGGUUGUGGACAACGCCGACGGUCAGCUCUACCGCUUCGACAUCUCGGCCGCCGAGGGGGCGCCGGUCCGCGUCCCGCUGACCGGCGCGGAGCUCAUUGGCACCGCUCUCGAUGGCGUUUCCAUCCCCUCGCGCUACCACGGCACCGUCAUCCUGGUUUCGGACAACGCCGCGGGCACCGUGGUGCUCCGCUCGCAGGACGGCUCGUGGGACGCGGCGGAGGUGCUGGGCACAGUGCCGGCUUCGCCGCUGGCCGAGGGCGGAGCCAGUGUGACCACGGUGCAGGUUGGUGGUAGCGUUUAUGCCGUGUCCGAGUGGUUCAUGGACGAUAAGGUCGCUGGCACGUUGGCGGGCAACCGCACGGAAUGGCCGUUGGUCGAUAUUUCGGCUCAGAUCGACGCCCUGCUGAUCUGA
Messenger RNA from Colletotrichum higginsianum IMI 349063, 1062 nucleotides. Its product is annotated as Tri14-like protein. The record is from RefSeq and is a predicted model, not a curated record. NCBI's taxonomy places the organism in Eukaryota, Fungi, Ascomycota, Sordariomycetes, Glomerellales, Glomerellaceae. The transcript has 2 exons. Bases 1 to 1062 code for a protein of 353 amino acids.